CCUCAUUCAGUAGAAGAUGGCGGACUGCGCUCCACUAUUAGAUGAGGAACUCUCGUCCUUUGUCUUCAAUUACCUGACAGAAAACUCCGGCAGCCAGUAUGGGGAGGAGGAGGUGUGUUCGGAUCGCUUGGACACUGACUUCCCGGACAUCGACCUUUCCCAGCUGGACACCAGCGACUUCGACAGCGUCAACUGUCUCAGCGAGCUACAGUGGUGCAACGAUCAGCCGGCGGACGUGUCACCGGCCUCCAUCCACUACAGUACGGCAGAUGAGCUCUUUGAGAUAGAAGAGGAGAAUGCGGCCCUGCUCGCCGCUCUCACUGACAGUUUGGAUGGCAUGGUGGAUGCCGAGGUGGGCGGGCUCUCCGUCUUCCCCGCCCUGGGGGAGGAGCCUGACCAGGAAGAGGAAGACGAGGACAGUCUUUCUCUCAGCACCGAGGACUUCAGCCAGUCCCUGGGGGCCGAGACAGAGGACCCGUCUCUACUAAAGAAGCUGCUGCUGACCCCUCCCAACAUGCCCACGGGCAUCGACGCACACAAAGAUAGAGUCCAGGGGCAUCGCUAUAGCAACCGAAGCCUGCAACUACGGCCGGUCAGACCUCUGGUCAAGGGUGACCUCCGUCAGGAGCGGAAGCCCCGAGCGGUGCGUCCGGCUGGCCGCCUGUGCACAGAACUCCACCGCCACCUCACCACUGCCCGGGAAUCGGAGGACACCCCGGCCCCCGACACAGAGGAGGACGAGGAGAGCGAGUCGGAGGACGAGGAUGAAGAGGAGGAGGAAGUGGAGGAGGAAGAGGAGGAGUCUUCCAGCAGCGAGGUGGAGGGUGUGGCGGUUGUGGCUUCCGUCCCCGCUGAGCCAGCCAAGCCACAGUUUAGCUCGGAGAAGGAACUGCGCUCCGUGGUGGAGCUGAUCACGUACAUGCACACCUACUGCCUGCCCACACGCAAGCAGCAGGGCUGGGAGCGUAAGGACCGCGAAGCCCCGAGGCCUCGGGCCAGACCUGAGGCCUCCCGCCUGGCCGCCACAAACUCUCACAGCAGAGUUGUUUUGGUGGCUACACCUGGGACCAGUGGAGGUUUUACUGGGACAGGCAUCAGUGCCCCCAGGAGGCUCCCCUUUGCAAGGCGAAGGGAGAUGAAAGCCAACUCCCUUCUGCGUGAGCUCCUGCAGCAGAGCAGCUCUUUCGAUGUGAGCAAGCCUUACAGACUGCACAGCCCCCCAUACUCCCACAGCCCUAACAGAGUAGGAGUAUCUGCUCCUUCUGCCGCGGCGAAAUCCGCCUCAACCUACUUCCCCAGCUCCAGCGCCCCUAAGGUAGAGCUUCGUAAAGACUCCUCUUCUCACGAGAGGAGAAGCUGCUCCUCGGAGGCGCCUCAAAGCCCAGAGGAGACCGCAGAGGACGGCGGCUCCUUCUCGGUUCGGCGCUCCCGACGCCUGGCCUCCUUCCCCAGCCGCUUCGCCAAGAGGCUGCGGCCUGGACGGGCAAGGGAAGGAGAGGGGAGGGACAGGGAGGAGAGGGAGGAGGGACGAGCAGGGGUCAAACUCACGCCAACCCAAGCAGGAGGGGGGACGACGACGACGGAGAAGCAGCCAGAGCAGCUAACGCCGGGGGACGGCAGCGCUGGUACAACGGAGCCGACCGAACCCUGCUGCCACGAAAAGCGGGCCUGCCUCUGUCUGCCUCUCAACCCCAAGUCCACUGGAGAGUCCCAGUACAGCACCAAGCCUUUUGAGCAGACGCUCGGUGUGGAUCUGUGUGGAACGGCAGGUCUCACCCCUCCCACCACCCCGCCUCACAAACCAGUGGAGGAUGAGCUCUUCAAGCCGGCCGAGGGAGGAAAGGGAGGUGAAGGAACGGUUGGCGCCGAUGGUGGCAGCGAGGCCUCAAGCACCAACGCCAGCACGGCCGCGAGGGGCUCGUCCUGGCUGAGCCGCACCCACCACCAGCGCAAGCUUCCAGAGCAAACGGAGCUGUAUGCCCAACUGCGGCGCAUGGGCCAGGCCGGCGACACCGACACCCACCGCGCCUUUGGGGACCACGACUACUGUGCACUGAGCCUCGGGGAGAGCCGCAAGCGCAGCGCCGCCAUGCUCGGCGCCAUCUUGCAGGCCCAAGGAGGGGGCGAUGGAGUCAGCUCCCAAGCACCCAAAGCUGCCGACGAUCAGGUAUCGGAUGGAAAUGGAAAGGAGAACAGGGAAAGGCUGGUGGUGUCGGAAAUCGCGGAACUGCUUGAGCACCACACGCCGCCGCUGGUGAUAUCAUCAUCGCCGCCGCUACACUGCCAGUCGGCAGCUGCCACGCCGCCAGUCUCCGAGGAAGAGGCGGAGCGCUCAUCUGCGUCUCGCUCCCCCUCCCCCAUCCUCCACCUGUGUCCCGACUCCCCGGCCAGCAAGACAGACUCCAGUGAGAACUCAGAGAUCUGUCCCGACGACAAGCAGAGGAACAAAGCCAAGUCUGACGAGGACAACUGCCAGGUGUUUUACAUCCACAACCUGCCAACCAGCGUGACCCAGAACAUGCUGAGGAAACGCUUCCAGAUUUUCGGCAAACCUGAGGACUGCAAAGUCAUCAUCUGCAACGAAGAACGCUGCGGGGUGAUAAAGAUCCGCCAGUCGGGGGUUCAAAAGCACUGGAGAGAGCGGGAGACUGUUUUCCAGAAUGGACCUGCAGGCCUACGGAGGCUGACAAGGAAACGCUACAUAGAUCUUGAUGAGGCAGGUCCGGGCCCCGUCAAGAGCAAGUACGAUGCACUGGACUUUGACACUCUGCUGAAGGAGGCCCAAAAGUCCCUGCACCGCUGACAGCCCGGCACCCUUGACUGGUCAGCCUUAGUGAACUGCAGCAACACCCCUCCUACUACUGGGCUCUGCCAUCAGACAGGCCUUUUAGUACCUCCAUGCAAGGCAACUUCGCAAAAUGUUUACAUUUUUACCAUUGGAAUAAAGUAACGAUAAGGACCUCGUUGUUUUUUUUAAGUUUCUUUCCCCGGAGGAUACUGCUUAAAAACGAGGAAGCCACUGGGAGUCCGGAGGAGUUAAGAGACAAUGGAGGAAGAAGGACAUUUAACAGCAAUGCUACAACAACUACAAACGAUAAUGAUAGUUCUUUGCUGAACAACAAAAACCAAGCCGUCUGUGUUGGUGGCACCAUCGCCCGGCUGGAUGAGCUGGGCAAGAGAGACCUCUGUAGCAAAUCCUUGCUAUUCCUGCGUUGCGUUGGUCUUCGUCGUGUGUGUUUCUGCGUGUUCUUUGUUCUGUUUGUUUUGUAAAAAAAAAAAAGGAAAAAAAAAGAAAAAUAAACUCCCUUUUUCCGGUUACGUGUGGUGAACCUGCAAGCUGUGUUCACCAUGGAAGUUGUGCGGUUGUAUAACCAGAACAAAAAAAAAAUUAACCCUGCUUUCUUUUAGCAAAAAUUGUGGAUGUUACAAAUUUUAAAAUCUAUUGUGUGUGUGUGUGUGUGUGUGUUAUGGACAAAGAAUAUGAAAAAAACAUUUAACGUAAUCAUUUGAUGACUGAUAAAGUUUACAAAUCUAAAAUGAAGAAGAAAAAAAAUCAUGUUUUCUUUUUUGUAACUGUAGUGCUUCCUUGAUUUGAUCUAUGCACUGUACGGGCCGCGAUCAGACAGAGCGCGUUUGCAGGUUGCAAAAAAAACGCGAGGCGCACUGCACUGCCUUUCUUGUUGACGACGCCCCGAUCAGACAAGUUGCGUCUUUUUUUUGACGUCAGGCGUUUUCUCCGCUCUGAGUUCAAGUUUUUUUCAACUCAAGGCAUUCAGGGCGCUCCGAAAAAAAAAAACGCAAAACGCUCAGCAACGCAAAACGCUUCGAUCUCAUUGAAAAUGAUUACACAAAACCACCCCAGGCUGCUAAAACGCACUAUGUCUGAUCUGGGCCUAAGGAGGCAAAUGCCUCCGCUGUCCUCCACUUUCCCCCUUUGACUCUAAUCUCUAACUCUGCCAUGCUGACUAUUUUGGCUUCUGCUACUGGCUGCUGCAGGCUCUGUUUGCUAGGAGUUUUUAUACAUUAAGACCCCGACUAUUUCCUGGAAAAAAAAGUCUUCUCUUAAAUGUUGCACAUGUUGUGAGUUGGCUUUAAAAUAAGAAAAAAAACAAGAAAAUAUUAAAAAUACUAGUCUGACCAGAUUUUAAACAUUAUUUACGGUUUCUGUAAAAGUUAAUCCUAGGAUUGGGAAUUAGAAAAUAAUUAAAGUUAGAAAUUAUUUCAGGGCUGAGUCAGAAUUGGCUAGUGUCAUUGCGGGUUAUUCAGAAGUGUGUUUUUACAUACUUCAUGGGUUGAUUUCGCGUGCAUUUCUUUCCCACAUCUAAAAGGGGUCGUGAAGUAUCUUUGAUACUGAACAUGUGUCCAAUAAAGGCUGCAGCCUAAUGACACCCCCUGAAUGCCACAGCCAAUGCAACUCAUUUUGUUUACAUUGGGACUGCAGCGAGCAGGCACACAAUGGGGAAAUGAAGAUGGUAGCCAUAAGACCCAUUUACAUACCGUGCCAUACUUAGUUCAUUGCUGAACUCAGUAUGAAGUUACCACAUUCGCUCUUUGUCCAGAUCAUCCCAAUCUAAUCUUCUUUCACAAAGUACUGUAAGUUCUCUACUGUAAGUGCUUUUUUUGAUUGUUUAGGAAUCAUUUAUUUUCCUGUUGACGCUAGUGCGUCACGUUUGGUUAGCUUGACAUUGGGUUUCAAAGUACAAAGAAGAACAAGACCAAUUUGCUCUCCAUAAUCCACCCAUGCAAUAGUGCCAUUGCCAGAAGUAGACUAAUCUGUUGGUUCAGAUGGAAUGUAUUCAAGAAUCUGAAUGUAAUCAUCGUAUUUCCCCCAUUUCUGCUUGCCCAAGGUUGUGGAGAUCUGUGGUGCUUUUAAGGAUACACCUGCUUAGUCGUCCCCGUUGACUGCAUGUGACAAAUUAAUGGCUUGAAGUACAGUCUAAGUAGCACCUAAUUGACAUUCCUGAUGCAGCCAGUAGCACCUGCCGUGAAAAGGGAGAGAGCCUCCAAACCCGCCAAUACAGUGGUACCAAACCUACACAGCCAGGGAACAAGCGAGGGAUGGGCUUGAAAGUAAAAAAAAAAACGAACAAUUGGCCGAGAAUCUGGUUUCUCGUCCGCGAGGUACUGUAUCAGCUGAGCAUCUCUACCUCACAUCCAUCCAUCCCUGCUCCCCCUGUGUUUUUAUUUCCGUCUUCUACUGGAUGCUCUCCCCCAUCUUCUCACUUUUUCUUUUUUUUUUUUGUCAAAAAUGUUCUUUAUGUGCGGUUUUAUGGGUAGUUUGGGGGAUUGUGUUUGAUUUUUUUAUACUAUGACUCCUCCUAAGCCCCACGUGAGGGGAAUAAUCUCUCUUUCUCUAACUCUUUCGCUUGCCUCAUAAUGGUUUUUAGCGUGUCCGUUUCUUGGAGUCUCGACCGUGUGUCCGUGUGUAACUGAGUGUUUCGUCUUUGUCUCGUGUUUGAGUCAGACACUGCUGACGCUUGCAGGUCGGUGAGGAGGGGUGGGGAGGGGUUGAACGGUGGCUUGGUGGUUGGUUGGUUCCUUGAGUGCGCUUGGAGGGGAAGAUUCCCUAAAUGUUCCUGUUUUCUCUAGGGACGCGCCAUUCCUCCUGAUUUCCCCGUUCCUCCUCUCCUUGCCCAGGAAUUUCAAUAAAACGCAGCCCGACUCUCUAACUUUAACUCAAUCGCUUUCCGUUUCUCACGGGUUCAAGGCCCUUUUACAAGGUCUUUCCUAAACCCGGUAAACUCCCAUGCUUUUUAACAGGUAAUCCUCCAGCCCCAUCCUCUUCCUUGUCUUUUGUCUAUCUAAUCAACUCCUUGGUAACACACAAAAAAUUGAAUGUUUACAUCACUAGAUUCUCCUUUGACUUUAUUAGGAACGCACACUAAGUACAAAGGCGCCUUAUUCAGUGUUUAAAAAAAAACAAAAAAAAAACAGCAAGUGAAGUGGCCUAGAGGCCUAGCGUUACCUUCCUCCAGGCUCACUGAUGUCUAAAACUAAACAAAUACAAUUUAGUGCUAUACAUACUGAUUGAGAAACAAGGUGUCAACUUUUUUUUUUCUUUUAAAGGAAGAAAAAACCGACAUUUUAACAACUAAUUGCAACUGAAUGAGUAUUUGUGCUUAGUAUGUAUACUACUAAAAAGUGAGAGAAUGUGCUGGUUUACAUAUUAAAAAAGUAAAUAUAAUAUAUGAAUAUAAAAUGUGUAUAUAGCACUAUGCCUCGUUGUAAACAUAACAUGUAUUGUGUGUGUGUGUGUGUGUGUGUGUUUUUUUUUUGUUUUUUUAAAGUGGCGGGUCAUAGUUGAUUGCUAAUCAGACAUAUGGUCAGUUUAGUUCCAAUGACUUCAUGUUUUUUUUUUCAGUACAGGGAGGAAAUGAAGGGAAAAAAAUUAACAUAACACAAAGUCCAACACUGUUAACACUGAAACUAAAAGAGAUACAAGUAGAUUUUUUUUCUUUGCUGUUUAUGAAAUGACAAAAUAUUUUUUUAUGUUUUUUUUUCCUUUCUUUAAAAGCAAUUUGAAAUGCAAUACGUAAUAAUCUUAUCUUUAAGACAGCCUUUCCGAAAAACUGAGGUAAUAAUGUACAGUGUAUGGUUGGUUGUUGAACGACAGCACGGGCAGUCUAUGAGCCGCAGAUUCAAUAGGCUACUGUACUCUAUGUAGACUGCUGUUAACACACACAAAAAAAAUCCCAAAAAUCUACAGGAAGAAUGUGGUAAGUUGCGUUGUAAACACAUAACACGUAUACAAAACGAAUUGUAUUAAUAUACUCUUGCACAAAUAACGUCCCAAGUAGUGAAAUAUCUUCACAGUUUUUUCUUCUUGUUGAAAAGGAAGCCAUUGUAACUAUGUUCUUACCACCUUUUUGAUGGUGCACAGGUUUGUUCAAAUGUGAGUUGCAUUGAACAUUUACAGUAACAGCAAAUAACUAUACAUGUAUGACUGGGAAAGGAAUGUGGGAGGGAGGAAAAGGAGAAAAAAAAAAGCAAGUUGUCGCUGGUUUGACCCGGUUCAAGUCACAUUAGCCGAUACAGAUGAGAUAGACACUGUAGAAAUCUCAGUUUCACUGCUGCACCUCUACUUCAUCCCAAAAAGGAAGCACUUGGAUAGAAUCAAUUACAAUCAAAGAUAAGUUACAGAAUGGUGUUAUGGUCCAACUAGCUGGGAGGCAUUCUAGCUUUGUGUUAGCAAGAUUGUAAAGUACUGAAGCAGGAUAGACGGUAAAGCGAGAAGGCAGCCUGAUUCGACAAAUUUGUGAAUGCUGCACAAACAGUAGUUUUACCUUGAAGUAGUGCGAGAGAAAGGGUGGAAGUCAAGGGUGUGAAUGGGAGAAGAAAUUUGCCUUUAAACUCAUGUGGAACGUUUUCCAAUUUAGUUCUUACCGAUGACCAAACAUGUUACCUUAAAAGGCUUUUAGUCAGCAAAUCUUAACACUUUGCUAACCUUUUCACAUAAAACUAUUGUAUGUGGCAAAGCUAGCUCUUGUUUAACUUGUUGCUUGGUUGUCUUUGUGGAGGAAGAGCAUAGUUUCAAUUUAUAAUCCAGAAUUCAGACUUCCGCCUAUUUGAGGAAAUCUUGAGACUGAAAGCAUGUGGUGGGAUUUCUACAGUGGCUGCCGCUGUGCCUCCAUUGUUCUAGAGGUCGAAACAACCCCAAUUUUCAUCAUGGCAAGCCUUAAAAAUCAAUCGGGGUGGGGGGAAAACAAAGCUACCACUAGCUUUUAUUUUAGUUUCAACUCCUUUCCAAUCCAAUGUGGUUUAUUAUUAAAUAAUUACUGACGUAAUUAAAACUUUUUUCAAUAGCCAUAUUAUAAAAAGAUAUAUACAUAUAUAUGAAUAUAUAUAUUUGUGUGUUUGUGUAGAUAUCUAGAUGAUUAUAUACUUUCUUAUAGAAAACUUUGAUGUUGACCAUUCUCCUCAGUGUUUUUGAGAACACGUUGACACAUUUCAACAUAAUAAUACUGCUGUCCACUUGGUCUAGGUCCUAGGUCGAUGGGCAACGAAUCCAGAAAAUAAAAUAAAACGUAAAAAAAACUUUCAAAAAAACUAAAAAACAAUCCCCUCGUCAGAAUGCAAUACCUUUUUGUCCAUUCUUCAUUUCAGAAAAAUGGAAAAUGGCAAGAAAACCAUAAAACUUGAUAGGCAAGUUGACCAAAAAAGACAAAACUUCAACGAUAAAGAGCGUGGCUCGUGAUGGCUCGUGAAAAAUGUGGCGUCUUCGACAGCCACGUCAGAUUCAGUUUUAGAGAUGUCAUGUUUCCGAUGCCAUGGCCCACUAAAAACACUUGUUUUUUGUGUCACUUACUGUUUUUAGUUUUUGAAAAAACAAUGUACCUGUCAUCUAGCUACACCAUCAAAUUAGCCCCUACCAGGACAGAAGUGUUUGCAAUACCGGCCUCAGAUUCCACUUCUGUGUUUGAUCUGUGACAAGGUUGUGUCAUAUUUCAACAUCAAAAGUUGUACAGUACACAGAAAAUCUAAUGGGCAACCUGUCAAACUUGAUGGCAACAGUGAUGUCAAAUAGGCACUUAGUACAGACUGCAAACUGUCAAAAUCUGCUAAAUGUGAGUGGGUGUGUUUUUUUUGGUGGAUAAAAAUAUUUUGACAUAAAAGGGCAUACAUUGUUUUUGUUUGUUUUUCAUUACUAUUGAUUUUAUUGUCUAUUUACAUCUAAUGACUAUCAAAUUCACGAAUUAUUUUUUUUUAACUUAGUUUUUGGUAAAACAAAAAAAGGUAAAUACUGCUAGCGAGAUUUUAUAUUUUUACAUAUGUUGGUUUUAUUUUUUGCGUUUCUUUUUUGUAUUUAUACGCCACUUAGUUUGGAUGUCUUUAAAUGGUGUUUUUUUUUUCUCCGUUUUGUGUGAUUUCAUAUGUCUUGAGAAUGUGGAGACAAAGGCAUUUCAGUAUUUUUGAAUUGUUAAAAUCUAGUUUCAUAGAAGCGGAAGUAUCUGAUGUUAUAAAUUAUAUUUUAAUUCAUGUAAAUAGUUUAAAACAGAAGACUAUGGCUUCCUUUUAAACUGAAUACAUUUCUCUUCAGAGAUUGUUUACAUUAUGGAACUGUAGAGAUGUGCUCCUCAUAUACUGUAUAAAGUACAUAUAUUCAUUGAUUUGCCUCCAAAAAAUAAAAUCCUAAUGAACAGCAUUA
Molecule: messenger RNA, 9145 nt
Organism: Perca fluviatilis (European perch)
Lineage: Eukaryota; Metazoa; Chordata; Actinopteri; Perciformes; Percidae
Gene: ppargc1b
Product: peroxisome proliferator-activated receptor gamma, coactivator 1 beta
Exons: 12
Coding region: 17-2803 (928 amino acids)
Biological process (GO): positive regulation of transcription by RNA polymerase II
Cellular component (GO): nucleus
Molecular function (GO): nucleic acid binding; transcription factor binding
Source: RefSeq, a predicted model, not a curated record